Molecule: messenger RNA, 977 nt
Organism: Rubroshorea leprosula
Lineage: Eukaryota; Viridiplantae; Streptophyta; Magnoliopsida; Malvales; Dipterocarpaceae
Source: the annotation of a GenBank genome assembly
AACCCAAACCCAAAGACAAAAAAAAGAAAAAGAAAAAAUGAAGUCUGGAACCUUCUCUUUCCCCAUCAAAUUUGAUUUUUUUCCCGAACCAGCCCGUGCCCUGCGCCUCACGCCCUGCGCCCUGCGCCCUGCGCCCCGAACCCAGGUCCCCUGCACGCCCGAGCCUCACCCCUGCACCAGCCUGCGCCCUUGCUCCUUGCUCUGCGCCCGACGUGCCUCCUGCGCCCAGAUCCCGCGCAAUCAUCACUCCUGCACCUGCUGCUGCGCUGAGCUCAGAUCCUCUGCCUUGCACUCUGCUACAGCUGCACUUGAUCCUGCACUCCUGCUUCUGCCAAAAAAGCCGGAUCCUCUGCUGCACCAGAUCCCCUUGCCGCCUGCUGCGCCGAACCCACGUUGCUUGCACGCCUGCACUCUGUGCCAGCAUCAUGACCCUGCACCGAGCCUUGCUGCACCUCUGCUGCUCUGCCUCUGCACACUACAGCAGCUCCAGACAAAUUGGCAUUAUUAUUGAUUGACAGAGCAAGGCUUGUUUAUUAUUUUUAUCUUUAUUUUUAUCUUUUAUUCGGGUAUAUAUAUAGAGAAAAAUCAGAUUGAAAAGGGGGGUUCUCUUUUGGUUGGGGGGUUCUCUUUUGGUUGGGGAGUUCUCUUGGUUGUUCUUUUUGGUCUGAGUUUGGGAUUGCCGGAGGUGAUAGCAAGAAAAAGAAGAAAACUGAGCUGAUUCUGGCAAGAUUCCGGCAAUAUUUCAGCCUCCUUUCGCUAGGUAAUUCCUGAACAGAGGAGCCUUCUGGGAAUGAUGGUGAAGGAGAUGAUAGGAGCCUGGUCCCGUGGGUGGGAUCCCUCCCAUCUGAUCUGGAUCCAUCUUACCCAAAAGGCUCUGCCGUGGAUGUUUUUCUUAUUUUGGUUGAUGUUUCUGCAUCUUUUUGUUUAAUGUUCAAGCUUGUACAUGUUCCGUUUGAAAAUCAAUGAAAAUCAAAAAU